ACACCCACCCUUCAGCUGCUUUAGUCGAAAACUCCUUUCCUUACAAGGACAACUUUGUCCCAAGAUCAUGGCAAAUCACCUGAAGUUCAUUGCCAGGACUGUGAUGGUGCAGGAAGGCAAUAUGGAAGGUGCAUACAGGACCCUGAACAGAAUUCUUACUCUGGAUGGGCUCAUCGAUGACAUCAAGCGGCGGAGAUACUAUGAGAAGCUAUGUCGCCGACGACAGAGAGAGAGCUAUGAGACUUGUCGGCGCAUCUACAACAUGCAAAUGGCACGAAAAAUUAACUUCCUGAUGCGCAAGAAUCGCUUGGAUCUGUGGCAGGGCUGCUGA
This is a messenger RNA of Trichosurus vulpecula (common brushtail), 331 nucleotides long. Its product is annotated as 28S ribosomal protein S21, mitochondrial-like. Gene Ontology annotation, molecular function: structural constituent of ribosome. The transcript has a single exon. The record is from RefSeq and is a predicted model, not a curated record. Gene Ontology annotation, biological process: translation. Bases 68 to 331 code for a protein of 87 amino acids. Lineage: Eukaryota; Metazoa; Chordata; Mammalia; Diprotodontia; Phalangeridae. Gene Ontology annotation, cellular component: ribosome.